Betta splendens (Siamese fighting fish) is the source of this 3239-nucleotide messenger RNA. It is a transcript of the gene amfra, whose product is annotated as autocrine motility factor receptor a. Gene Ontology annotation, molecular function: ubiquitin protein ligase activity; ubiquitin binding. Gene Ontology annotation, cellular component: endoplasmic reticulum; ubiquitin ligase complex; cytosol. The coding region runs from base 983 to 2758 and encodes 591 amino acids. Gene Ontology annotation, biological process: ubiquitin-dependent protein catabolic process; protein K48-linked ubiquitination; endoplasmic reticulum unfolded protein response. The record is from RefSeq and is a predicted model, not a curated record. The transcript is spliced from 13 exons. NCBI's taxonomy places the organism in Eukaryota, Metazoa, Chordata, Actinopteri, Anabantiformes, Osphronemidae.
UGUUUUAACCGGUGUCGUGCCAAAAAGUGACUGUCUGCCAGAAAUUGAUUUCCGCACGCGGGAGCGCGCACCGCCUCGUUAAGGCGUUUAGCUCGGUUUGUGUUGACUACAGCUGCUUAUUUCGGUUUCAAACGGCCAUAACUUGUAAAUAUGAUCCGCUACACGUUUUCUAGUGGACGUAGUAACACCACGUCUUCUAAAUUUUGUGUAAACGACGGAAAUAAUCAUCGUAAUUCUCUUUACAGCGAUCGUCGAUCGUGACUGUUUAACUCUAUGACAUGACGCUAGGACUCAGAUCUACGACCCAAUGUUGCUGCAACAUGUUUGUUCUUCACAUUUUGUGUCUGAUUAAAACUGCACGAGUGACCACCGAGUUGUUUCACCACUUUUAACUUCCUGUAUGGACCAGUUAAACCAAUAAGAUGCUUUCAUGGUGCCAAAACGUGAUUAUUAGAGCCAAAGCUUUUGGUCAGAAGCUUUGGACGCCCCAGUCCAAUUGGUGGCGAUAACGCACCAUUAUGUUCUUUGUUAACCACCAAUAAACACUAAAACGAGGAGGAAGAAGAAAAAGGCCGGAAGUAUUUAUCCAAAGCUUCCAGAGGAGACGCUGGAACGUCUUUACUACUAAUGUGACUGUGGCAUCUGAAUGUAGUCACUUCAUUAAUUACGGUUUAAUUCUAUCUGGUUGUCUCUUCAAGCGGAAUUAAACGACAAUGAAUUACGGGUUGUUGGCGCAAGGCUAGCGGGCUAACGGGCUAGCAGGCUAGCUAACGUUAGCGUUGGAGAUAGUGUAACGUUGGAGGGAAUAAGAGCAUAGGAGGAUGAAGACGAAAGAACCCGUCGCACGUAACUCCUCUGUGACGGACAUGUGACGGACGGGUUGGUGAAGAACAAAGAACACCAGAAUGCGACGGUUGAUGGCCGUUAGCUUGUUAUGUAACGGUUUAAAUCUCCGUCAGUGCUGAUCGUCUGCGCCGCAGUCAUGCCUUUCCUGUUCCUGGAGCGGUUCCCCUGGCCCAGUUUGCAGACAUACGCGGCUGUGAGUGCUGCCCUGCUGGUCGGAACUGUCCUGACCCUCUGCUCCUCCGACAUCCAGUUCCAGUCCGGCCCAGAGGAGGCCCAGAACCACCCGGUCCACAGCUCCAGGAUCGUCCGUUACAUGAAGGACGGCGGAGAGCGUCUGGGUCCAGGUUACGGAGACGUGGCUGCAGGCGUCCUGCUGCACCUGCUGACUGAUGGCGUGUUCGUUUGGUUGAUGGUAAACACAGUCUGUUGUGUCUUGCUGUUAAUCGCCAAGUCCAUCCAGUGCAUUGUGUUCGGACCACUGCGCAUUAGUGAGAAACAGCACUUGAAGGAUAAGUUCUGGAACUUCGUCUUCUACAAGUUCAUCUUUGUGUUCGGUGUCCUGAACGUUCAGACGGUGGAGGAGGUGGUGAUGUGGUGGCUUUGGUUUGCCAUCCCAGUCUUUUUACACCUCCUGGUUCAGCUGUGCAAAGACCGCUUUGAAUAUCUGUCCUUCUCUCCGGCCACUCCUCUGUCCAGUCAUAUGCGGGUCCUGCUGCUGCUGGUGAUGCUGCUGCUGUGCUGUGGUGGUCUGGCUUCGCUCUGCAGCCGACUGGCUCGCAGUCAAGGCCGUCACACCGCCGCCUUCAUGGCUGCAGAGUGUAUGUUGGUGACCGUCCGGACGACGCACGGCAUGUUUCAGUACUCCAUCCACCUGUGGGACAUGAACCAGGAGGGCAGCUGGGAGAAUAAAUCCUCGUACGUGUACUACACUGACCUGCUGAUGGAGCUGUUGCUGCUGGGCCUGGACCUGCUGCACCACGUCCACAUGCUGCUCUUCACCAACAGCUGGUUGUCCAUGGCGAGUCUAGUCAUCUUCAUGCAGCUGCGCUUCCUCGUUGAGGAGGUUCAAAAGAGAAUCCGCCGCCACCACAACUACCUGAGAGUCCUGCACAAUAUGGAGAGCCGGUUUUCAGUGGCGUCUGCAGAUGAAGUUGCAGCCAAUAACGAUGACUGUGCCAUUUGCUGGGACGCUAUGAGCUCAGCUCGGAAACUGCCCUGUGGCCACCUCUUCCACAGUUCAUGUCUGCGCUCCUGGCUCGAGCAGGACACGUCCUGUCCAACGUGUCGAAUGUCCCUGAACAUAGAAGGCGAUGAGGGUCGUGUGGAGAGAGACGCCAGGGAGGCUGUUCCUGACGCCCGGCUGCACCUCAACCAGCUCAACCACUUCUUCCACUUCGAUGGUUCUCGUAUUUCCAGCUGGCUCCCCAGUUUUUCUGUAGAGUUCAUGGCUUCAACCAACUUCAUGGGCACGAUGCCGAGCAGCCCGUCUCCGAUCAGUGCCAUGGUUCAGCAGGUCCAUGAGAUGUUCCCUCAGGUUCCCCUCCAGCUGAUCCAGCAGGAUCUGGAGAUCACGCGAUCCCUGGAGGUCACCACUGACAACAUCCUGGAGAGACGCCUGCAGGCGGCCACACCACUGCCUGUGGAGCAUCCAAUCAUAGAGGUGACUCCGCCUGAGGAGGAGGAUGGAGACAGCAGUGAGUCAGAGAGGGAGGAAGGUGCCAUGGAGGAUGACAAGAAAGUGGAAGAGACUGUAGAAGACGUGGACGUUGGGUUUUGUGCCACUGCAGAGAAGCGACAGAUGCUGCUGCUGCAGAGGAAGGAGGAGCUGCUGCAACAAGCUCGCAGGGACUACCUGACCAGGAGGACCAGGUCCAGUACAGGAAGUGAGAGUCACUCUUACUUCGGCCACUGAGCUCACAGCUGUGUUUUCCACCACAGCCCAUGAACAACACCUGACAAACGUCCAGGAGCGCUGUCAGAUAAGUGGGUUCAGCAGGAGGCUGCUGAGGAGCUGAACUCCUGGUGUAAUGGUUGUAGCUUCAUGUAGCAUCACGUUUAACAGGGAAACUUUAUUUGCUGGCAAACUUCAUGACAGGUAUCCAGAGAAAUAAGGAAUGUUCAGUAAAACACUGGUGGUUUUAUGUCUUUGUUGGCUGAGUGUGUGACUGGGCUGAAAUAAAACUGCCAAACACCAAACGGCACCUGUGUAGAGCCGUCGUCCAUCAUCCUUUUAAUUCUGAUCAUGCUUUGAAUCGUUUUCCAGUAUUUGUGUCCUUGUGCAGUUUCCAGACUACUACAUGUUACUGUCACGGUUCCAAUCAUCUGUGUUAGACUUUAAUCAAAGCUUUUGCUCAACAUUUUUAUUGUGAAAAUUAAAGGAAUGUUUCUGUUCA